AUGGGAGUCAACGCGUUGGAUAUCGAAAGACAAAACUCUAAAUUUUUGCUUUCAGCUGGUGCUGACGCUUCCAUCUCUUUGUGGAAUCUUGACUCUACCCCUGACAGAGAACUUGGGUUUGAACCUACCGAAUUUGUACCCAGCCCAAAGUCGCAUAAAUAUGCCAUAUCAUCGAUAUCUUUCUACCCCGCAGAUCACGGUCUGUUCAUCACCUCAUCCUUUGACAAGACUGUCAAAGCAUGGGAUACAAAUGCCAUGGAAUAUGUCACCGAGUUCAAUUUAGAAGAAAUCGUCUAUUCAGCAGUCAUGGCCCCCAAAUCCUUUCAUACAAUGGUUGCAGUCUCCUCUCAGUUCCCUGCUGUGAGGCUUCUCGACCUAAAUACCGGCGGAAACAUACAUUCGUUAGUGGGGCAUAUCGGUGCUGGAACUCUUGGAAUAAAUUGGUCGCCGAGGGAUGAAUAUAUCCUGGCCUCCGGUGGGACGGAUGGAACAGUCCGACUAUGGGACAUCAGGCGGGCUGCAAGCUGUCUAGCAUGUCUUGAUAAGACCAAUUCGGGUUCUUAUAAGGUUGACGGCAAGAACCUGGCGCACGACGGCCCUGUGAAUGGUGUUAGUUGGAGUGAGGACGGGGCGCAACUGGUAACAUUAGGGCAUGAUGACACGAUGCGAGUUUGGAGAAUGUCAACUGGGGAAAACAUAAUGACUAAAUUCGAAGCUCCAAUACGUAACCGCCGUAACCAGACAGUAAAUCCUAUUCUCACCCCAUUGCAAAUUUCUGACCCCCAGCUUGUCUUCACAUCCUCUAAUUCCUCAAUACUGGGGUUCAACUUGAACAAAGGCGUAUUAGUCAAGCGCUUAAAGAUACCGCGAACCAGUACUAUCAACGCUCUUGUGCAGAGGCCUGGUCAUCUGGAUAUAUAUUCCGCCACCACAGAGGGCAAAAUCAUUGCAUGGGUACCUGGAACUCAAUCAAACCAAGAAAAUGCAGCUGUUGCAAACGAAAAGCAGAACCCCCUUGAUUCAAUCUAUCAUUCCCUGACAAGAACGCCAAUGACCUUUACCUAA
Messenger RNA from Morchella importuna, 1065 nucleotides. RefSeq lists its product as uncharacterized. Gene Ontology annotation, cellular component: Cul4A-RING E3 ubiquitin ligase complex; nucleotide-excision repair complex. Gene Ontology annotation, molecular function: protein binding. The record is from RefSeq and is a predicted model, not a curated record. Lineage: Eukaryota; Fungi; Ascomycota; Pezizomycetes; Pezizales; Morchellaceae. Bases 1 to 1065 code for a protein of 354 amino acids. Gene Ontology annotation, biological process: proteasome-mediated ubiquitin-dependent protein catabolic process; transcription-coupled nucleotide-excision repair; protein polyubiquitination. The transcript is spliced from 4 exons.